This is a messenger RNA of Trypanosoma cruzi, 537 nucleotides long. RefSeq names its product mucin TcMUCII, putative. The coding region runs from base 1 to 537 and encodes 178 amino acids. The transcript has a single exon. The record is from RefSeq and is a predicted model, not a curated record. Lineage: Eukaryota; Euglenozoa; Kinetoplastea; Trypanosomatida; Trypanosomatidae.
AUGAUGACGUGCCGUCUGCUGUGCGCCCUGUUGGUGCUUGUCCUGUGCUGCUGCCCGUCCGUGUUUGCAGAAGAGAGUGAAGGUGUAAAAGAUAGAUCUGAAGAAGAUUCCAUUCCAACAAUUUCUAUGCCAGACGAACCAGGUCAGGAAACGGAUCCGCCAAGUAGAACUCCUCCACCAGAGAAUAAAGAAGAAGGGAGAGGGACGGAACAGUCACAUACAAAGGGUACAAUAACCGAAACGCCACAGUCACAAAAUACUUCCAAUAGUACAAAGGAUGAAGAUGGUGGGAAGUCUAAUGAACGGACAGAACAUACGAAUGCCGUUACGGCAAAUGAACAAAAGAAGGCCGCCGCACCAACUACGACCACGACGACUACUACAACAACGACGACGACCACAAAGGCGCCAACCACGACGACCACCCACGCGCCGUCACAUCUUCGCGAAAUCGACGGCAGCCUCAGCAGCUCUGCGUGGGUGUGUGCCCCGCUGCUGCUCGCCGUAUCCGCGCUGGCGUACACCGCUGUGGGCUGA